Messenger RNA from Numida meleagris (helmeted guineafowl), 5492 nucleotides. It is a transcript of the gene ABCG4, whose product is annotated as ATP binding cassette subfamily G member 4. The record is from RefSeq and is a predicted model, not a curated record. Gene Ontology annotation, molecular function: ABC-type transporter activity; ATP binding; ATP hydrolysis activity. Gene Ontology annotation, cellular component: plasma membrane. Lineage: Eukaryota; Metazoa; Chordata; Aves; Galliformes; Numididae. The coding region runs from base 783 to 2711 and encodes 642 amino acids. The transcript has 16 exons.
GUGGGCUCCCCCUGCUGUGCCAGGGGUGCUGUGGUGGGAAUGAAGCACAGGGAUUGCCAACCCCCAAGCUUUGCAACCGGGAGGUGCUCGGGGCCUUCUGCCUUACAGGCAGAGAAGAGUGGGGAGAGGAAAUAGAGCUGGUUCCUUUAAGAGCGUUUUUCGCCGCCUGACAGCGCAGCCCGGGCAGCCAGUCCCACCGUCCCGACACACGGAGGCAGCGGGGACAGCGCCGGCGUUGGGGGGCACGGAUGGGCCCGGGGCACCAAUACGGGAGCGGAUAACGGCACGGAACCGGCCCCCCCCGCCCCUCGCCUGCGUCUCCACCGCCCGCCCCGGCCCAGCCCAGCCCAGCCCUACAGAGGGAUGGGGAGCGCAUCCCGGCUGGGGAUCCGCGGGGGCAGCGCUCAGCUCGGGGUGUGGCACUGAGCACCGGCCGCCACCCGCUCUCCUCCCCCCGCGGUCCCUCCGUGAGCACCGGGGGCUGCGGGCGCUCGGCCCCGCCGCGGGCAUCGCCCCUUUGUCCGCAGGGGGGGGGAGCGGCGGCGGCGCUGCGGCACAGCGCGGAGCGGCGGAGGCUGCGGGGAGCGGAGCCCGAGCUCGUACAGGGCCGGGGCUGGCUUUUUUCCAGCCCUGAAAGGGAUCUGUCUGCAUCGGGGCUGGGAAGAUCUCGGCGCAGCUCCUCGCGAGGCCAUCCUCCCCUUCCAGGGGAUUGUGUGUGUGCAUUGCAGCUGCGGCGAGGAGCUGCCUGCAGCCUGCAGCUCAGCAAAAUGUAGAGCGGCACGAUGGCAGAGAAAGGCAUGGAUCCCGCGUGCGUCUCCAUCGCCCUGGAGGACACGGUGUGCCACGCCAGCCCCCCGGACGCCCCGCUCCUCACCACCCACUUGAAGAAGGUGGAGAACCACAUCACGGAGGCCCAGAGGUUUUCCCACCUCCCGAAACGCUCGGCUGUCAACAUCGAGUUCAUUGACCUGUCCUACUCCGUGCGUGAGGGCUCCUGGUGGAGGAAGAGAGGCUACAAGACCCUCCUCAAAUGCCUGUCGGGGAAGUUCUGCCAGCGAGAGCUCAUCGGGAUCAUGGGGCCAUCGGGUGCCGGCAAGUCCACGCUGAUGAACAUCCUGGCUGGCUACAGGGAGACGGGCAUGAAGGGCCAGAUCCUGGUGAACGGGCGCCCGCGGGACCUGCGCACCUUUCGCAAGAUGUCCUGUUACAUCAUGCAGGACGACAUGCUGCUGCCGCACCUCACCGUGCUGGAGGCCAUGAUGGUCUCUGCUAACUUGAAGCUGAGUGAGAAGCUGGAGGUGAAGAAGGAGCUGGUCAAUGAGAUCCUGACGGCCCUGGGGCUGCUGGAGUGCUCCUAUACCCGCACCAUCUCGCUGUCGGGUGGGCAGCGCAAGCGCCUGGCCAUCGCCCUGGAGCUGGUGAACAAUCCUCCCGUCAUGUUCUUCGAUGAGCCCACCAGUGGUCUGGACAGUGCCUCCUGCUUCCAGGUGGUCUCCCUGAUGCGCUCCCUGGCUCAGGGCGGCCGCACCAUCAUCUGCACCAUCCACCAGCCCAGCGCCAAGCUCUUCGAGAUGUUCGACAAGCUUUACAUCCUUAGCCAGGGCCAGUGCAUCUUCAAAGGCGUCGUGACCAACCUCAUCCCUUACCUGAAGGGCCUUGGGCUCCAUUGCCCCACGUACCACAACCCCGCUGACUUCAUUAUCGAGGUGGCCUCAGGAGAAUACGGGGACCUCAACCCCGUCCUGUUCCGCGCGGUGCAGAACGGCAUGUGCACCAUGGCUGAGAAGAAGAGCAGCCCCGACAAGGCAGACUCGUCGUGCCCGGCGCACUGUGUGACGGACGUGGACCACAUUGAGAGCCAUACGUUCGCCACCAAUACCUCCACCCAGUUCUGCAUCCUCUUCAAGAGAACCUUCAUCUGCAUCCUGAGGGACACGGUGCUGACCCAUCUGCGCUUCAUGUCCCACAUCUGCAUCGGGGUGCUGAUCGGGCUGCUCUACCUGCACAUCGGCAACGACGCCGGCAAAGUCUUCAACAACACUGGCUUCCUCUUCUUCUCCAUGCUCUUCCUCAUGUUUGCCGCGCUGAUGCCCACCAUCCUCACCUUCCCCCAGGAGAUGUCCGUAUUCCUGCGAGAGCACCUGAACUACUGGUACAGCCUGAAAGCCUAUUACCUGGCCAAGACCAUGGCAGAUGUGCCCUUCCAGGUCAUCUGCCCCAUCGCCUACUGCAGCAUCGUGUACUGGAUGACGGGCCAGCCGCCCGAGGCCACGCGCUUCCUCCUCUUCUCCGCCCUGGCCACCGCCACCGCCCUGGUGGCCCAGUCCCUUGGGCUUCUCAUCGGAGCUGCUUCCACCUCCCUGCAGGUGGCCACCUUUGUGGGACCCGUCACUGCCAUCCCUGUCCUGCUCUUCUCCGGCUUCUUUGUCAGCUUCAAGACCAUCCCCACCUACCUGCAGUGGAGCUCCUAUGUCUCCUAUGUCAGGUAUGGUUUUGAAGGCGUCAUCCUCACCAUCUACGCCAUGGAGCGCGAGGACCUGGAGUGCCUCGAGGAAUUCUGCCCUUUCCAAAAACCCAUCAAGAUCCUGCAGGAACUGGACGUGGAGGAGGCCAAGCUCUACCUGGACUUCCUCAUCCUGGGCAUCUUCUUCAUCAUCCUGCGGCUCCUGGCGUACCUGGUGCUCAGGUACAAGGUCAAGUCGGAGAGAUAAAGAGGCCGUGGGGCCCUGGAGCCACUCCUGGGCCUGAGCUGCUGCAGAUGGACGGCAGCCACGGACCGUGUCGGUAGGUGCCAGCCAGGCCUGGCUCAGUCGAGAAGGGUUUUGAGACGUCUCGGAACUGUUUUAACCUUUCCACGCACUCUUCAUCGCAAACGUUUUGUACAGCCCCAACGCGUGUCCCCCUGACCCCACGGAGCUGGGUCCCUCCGCUCACCCUGCCUGCCCGUGGGGGAUACUGGAGAUGGUCCCACGGAGGCAGAGUGGGGCUAUGGGGAGCUCCAGGCAGGAGAAGGAGAGGUCUGAGCCACGUGGGGACAUGCACAGAGCCGUCGCAUAGAGAAGAGCCCGGAAGCGACCAUAGACCAAGUUGCACAAGGCUUCUGUGUUUCCUGCUUCUGCAGCCACAGAUUGCUGCCUCCCCUUUUCCUUUUAUGCCUCAAUCCUCCCUUUACUUCUUUUUUUUCUUUUUCCUCCUUUUUAAUUUUGUUCGAAACCCCGCUGCUUUCAGUCUGCACGGAGAGGAAUGGGAGCAGUGGGCCGAGGACUCGGGGCUCUCCUGUGCUGCUGCUCAGUGCCAUCCUCAGAGAUGGCCUCUGCUACCUGGGGCCGCGGCAGUGUCCGUGGGAGUGGGACAGUGCUCUCAGACCUCAGGCCGUGUCACAUUCAGUCUUUGGGAUCUGAGCCAAGAGGAUAAAAGUGAUCAACACGAAGAGAAGUGACCGUCCCAGCAAACCCUGUGUGGAGCACUGUGCCGUCGCUGGAGUUCUGCUGGCCCCUUGUUCUCUUUCCCCUGUACAACCACGCAGGAUGGGGAUGACCCUCCCUCAGCACCAGCAGUGUGCAGCCUGCGGGGAGGGGAUGAAGACUGGGGGCACCCCCCCAUUGCAGCGGGACCAUGGAGUAAGAGCAUGGACAAGUGGGUCCCAGCAGCGCCAGAGCGGGAGAGCAGGUGAGAUCUGGGAGUGGUUGGUUUGCAUUGAGCUGCCCCGAUGCUGGGACUGGUACCAGGAGAAGGCUCCUUUUGGUGGUUCUUCCAAAGCUCUGCACCCCUCAGGGCAUUUCAGUGCCUCGUUGGCUUUCUGAAGGAGUGGAGCUGGUGGGGACAGCACGCUGGCACUGCUGUCAUGGGGCUGCAUGGGUGCCACCGGGAGCCCGCUGCUUGCCGGUGAGCAUGGACGUGGCAGGGGAUUGGAAUGCAGAGCGAAGGAUGGAUUGCAGCAACAUCCUCUGGACUCUUCUUCACUUUUCCUGGUUUGCUGGGACUGCUCCACACCGCAGGGUCUGGCUGGAGCGCAGAGAUGGCAUUACUGCUGCAGCAGGGCUGGGUUUCCCCUGCACAGAUGCGAGGAGCUCAUGCACAGAGGCUCUGCAAGCAGGAUGUGCCCUGAUGCCCUUCCCGUGCUGAGCAUUGGGGUUUUCUCAGGGGAUCUCGGCUGACUCAUUGCUGUCCCCCCCCAAAUUCCCCUCUGCUCCUGGAUCCACCUUCACUAUCCCUGUGCUGUGCUCUGCAGUGGAGCUGCAGGGGGUGGGAGAACCGCUGCCUCCUGGGCCCAGCGCUGCCACCCACAGCCAGGGGGACACGGGGAGCGGUCCCCCCAUCUGCUGUGCCACCAGGGGAUGGCGGAGCUGCUGGCUGUCCCCCAUCUCCAUCUCACGUCUGUGGGGCUGUUGGGCUGCUUCAGUGCCCCACUGAUCGUGGUGUGAGGUCGAGGGAGAACCAGGCUGAUUCUUGCCCUGUCCAGGGUGGGUGCAGUGAAGAUGCACUUUAUCGGAGCGGGGCAGUGGGACUCUGGGUGCUUCUGGCUGCAGGCACCCCUCCAGGGAACGCGUCUGGAUAAUCACGAGGAGCGUGAUGGAGGAGAGCAGGCUUCUUCCCCUCCACCUCCUCUCCCUUCCCCCUCCCCCCCACUUCCCCUGUAAUGCACUUCGAGCGCAUUAGGACGAGGUUUGGGCUGUGUCUGCUGCUCUCUGCACGCACCGGCUGAACCUCAGCCCAUCUUGAACUGCUUCAGCCCCAAGGCCCAAAGGCUCCGCUGGGGUGGGUGCUGCCUCCCCCUAAGUGCAGUGACAGCCCCCAGCACGCUGCCAGGCGCACAGGGAUGCGGCCUCUCCCCUCCACCCAUGCCUGGCUCACCUUUGUCACAUUCACCAGAGAAGCAAACGCAUCCUCACCCGCUGGGGUUUGCUGGAGGGGACAGCGGGGCAGCCCGGGGCGGGGACAGAGCUGCCUGCGGGGUCUCACCCACCCCGAGCAGGCAAUAAAGCAGUGUUUCCUUCUCGCUGUGUGGACACCGUCCAUCCUGUCCUGCUCGGGGUUCCCGCUGCCUCCCUGCUCGGUUGUGCUGUGCUGGGAUGCACGGGUGGGUCGGGGUGAGCCAGGCAGCGAGCUGUGCUCCGCGGGACCGCUUACCAAAAUAACGUGCAGACAGCAGCUCCAAGCCCGAGGGAUGCUGCUCGCGGGGCUGGGGCUGUGCUGUGCGGGGGCUUUGCUGGGGGUGGGUCCUGCUGCCUCCUAAUAGGGAUUCAUCACUGCCCUGUAGGGGUAAGGCCAGGCCUGGGUGGGGGGGCACGGCCUGGGGGGCUCUGGGGCUGCUGGCAGUGCUGUCUGCAGGUAAAUGCCCGGUGUCUGCAGAUCCUGGCUUCCCGGCAGCGCUCACGGUGCCCGGAGGGUUGCGGCACGGCUGGAGGGGUCGCGGCUUGUUCCGGUGUUUCUGAGCUGCCAGCUGCACUUGUUGGGUUUCACACAUCAAUAAAACUUAUAUUUAUAGUGUA